Molecule: messenger RNA, 282 nt
Organism: Sphaeroforma arctica JP610
Lineage: Eukaryota; Ichthyosporea; Ichthyophonida
Exons: 1
Biological process (GO): thiamine diphosphate biosynthetic process
Molecular function (GO): ATP binding; thiamine diphosphokinase activity
Source: RefSeq, a predicted model, not a curated record
AUGGCGAGACCGGAGAAAGAGGGGGUGACUGUAUGGCCUAGCGUGAUACACUACCUACACGACAACGAUGCACAGAUUGCACUCGUAAUACUCAAUUGGCCUAUACUUAGCAAAGGGUUAGAGAAGCUGUGGGCACGGGCGUCUAUUUGCGUGUGUGCUGACGGAGGUGCAAAUAGACUUUACGAUAGUCGGCCUAAUGAUAGAGAGAAGUUUAUACCUACGGCGAUAAAGGGCGAUCUGGACUCGCUGAGGCCGGAAGUGAGAAAAUUCUAUGAGUCCCAC